Messenger RNA from Toxoplasma gondii ME49, 1939 nucleotides. Its product is annotated as starch binding domain-containing protein. The record is from RefSeq and is a predicted model, not a curated record. Gene Ontology annotation, molecular function: starch binding. Bases 269 to 979 code for a protein of 236 amino acids. Lineage: Eukaryota; Apicomplexa; Conoidasida; Eucoccidiorida; Sarcocystidae. The transcript has 3 exons.
GACUUUUUCCAGUUGUUUCAAAGGGCACCGGACUUCGCUUCCUUCAGCAUGCUGCUGAAUGUGUCUUUGUGGCUGCGUUCUGUCUCGCCCCGGUCCCUUUCUCACUAGUUCUUCCUGUGUGUUUCGUCGUCCGUCGGAUAUGGAACCCGCGACAACAGAAGAGGAAUCGAAAUCUGGCCAGACGCAUUUUCUCAUCAGAGCGCCGCAUUUACCUGGCUUCGGGCGAAAUGUAACCUGUGAACGGGAUUGAGCGGGUUGCUUUGAGUGUAUGUACACCCGAGACGUAAAGGCGCAGCUCGCGACAGUCGUUGAAUCCAGUGACUGCCGCCCACAACGUCCAGAUCAUUCUUUUUACCGGACGUUUAUCACCGCGAACUUCUUUGGUUUCACUUUUGCUUUGCAACUGACCAUGAUUUAUGACGAUCUUCCAGACGGCGUUGAGCCACAGCGUCCGGAAGGCUCAUUGGAGGAAGAGCCAGCAGCCAGCGUCUCCGUGCCGCGCCCGCCCCUCACGGCUGAGGAACGUCGAAGAAUUCAGGCGAAAUACCACGAGAAAAUCAAGGAGCGAAAGAUUCGAAUCUACCAAAAUGCCCUCGAGGAAGUGAUUCGCAGAGAAAAAGCCAGUUCCAUGCGCCACGUUGUCUUCAAAAUCCCCAUCCACACGCGGUUCGGCCAGAACGUCUGUCUCGUUGGCAGUGACGCCACUGUAGGGGGCUGGAUCGCCGAGAAGGCUGUCAACAUGAUCUGGACCGAUAACAGUGUCUGGUGUUGCGAACUCAAGUUCCCAAGAGAGACAACACGCAUGGAGUACAAGUACCUCAUCAAAGAGGGCAACUACGUUAUCUGGGAGCCAGGCCAGAACCACGUUGUGGAUCUUCGGCGACUGCAGGAACUGGGGCAACCGAAUCUGUCGAGAGGCGUCGAGAGUGCUCGCGUCAUUCAAGACUCGUGGGGUCGAGGGGAUGCGCAAGACCUGUAGCGAAGCUGCAUGCAGGGCUGCUAAAGAUGAGUUUGCGGUCUUUCUCGUUGGCAUCCAUGACGGCGAGAUCCAAGUCCAAUCGUUGAAUGUUUUUAAAGAGACUCAGAACCCCUGCCGCGUCAGGUCGACUGCAGUGCUGUCCUGAGUGGUGGACGAGGUGAAGGAGUCUGAACACCCAGAGGCGCGCGACGGAAGAAAGAGGAGAGCAAGAAAGGACGACACCAGGAUACGGUCGAGCUGUGAUCCUUGUGCUGUUUGUCUCACAUGUAUACGGACGAUAUAGCGCCUGUUUUGGGCGAGGCUGUACUGGUGGUUCGGAAGUCGUGAGGGCUUUUCUGAGGGCCGCAUUUCUCCAUCGAAGUCUGGAGGAGAGAUGAGAUUCACGAAAAACUGUGCUUCUGAGAGAAGCGGUUUGGGGUGUCGGAGCGACAUGGGCCACUGGCGGUUUUCGUCUUUUUUUUCCACCGAGGAACGCGUCCUCUAACGCAUGCGACGGCGCUUGCACUAGGAUGGCGUUUUCAGAAGUUUAGGAUUUCUUCGGAAGAAGUCCGAAAGCUCUAGAGGUUUCUCAGUCUCUAGAAAGGCGUCGAUGCGUCCAAGCCGUGAUAACGAGCGUCACCUUUGGUGUGCCUCGUGGAGCGGCAGAGAAAAGCCUUCGCCUGUCACCGUAGAGGAUUCUGCUUCACGAGUCACUGUUAUUUCUUUCCUCCCUAGAUUAGGUGUGAAAUAUUUGUCGAAUUCGAUGCUGGCUGGUUGUCCCCGACUUGUAUUGAGACAGAGCUCGUAUGACGCUAAAUCCUAGUACGUGCAUAGGUAAGAAGAGUAACCGAGCGCUCGUCAAGAACACAACAAAUCAGUGGCUUCGGUACGGUGAAGAACCUAUCUUCACGUGGAACUCAGUUAGGGUAUCGCCGGCUGUGCCUUUGUUGACAAAGUUAAAUCUCAAAUGGACAGAGUCAA